AUGGGACGCCUUGAUUGGACGCUCAAACAACGGAGGCUUUUCAUCUCUGCUGGGGGGGGAAACUGCUCGUGCUGCCGUGAUGCUGAUACAGUAACGUACAUCCACGCCCUCUACCUGGGCGCCCAGAGCCGUUGGCACAGCAACGGUCCCCGCCGCCAUUUCCACUGGCAGCUGAUGUUUGAGAGCGCUGACAUCACCAUGCUCCGCCUGCUGGAGGCCUUCCUGAAGUCUGCGCCGCAGCUCGUCCUCCAGCUGAGCAUCAUGAUCCACGGAAACACUGUCCUCCCCCUGCAAGGUCUCUCAGCCUCGGCCUCCCUGGUCUCUCUGGCCUGGAUGAUCGCCUCCUACCAGAAGGUUCUGCGAGACUCCCGCGACGACAAGCUGCCCAUGUCCUACAAGGCCGUGAUCGCCCAGAUGCUGUGGCACUUCUUCACCAUCGGGGCGAGGACCGUGGCUUUCGCCCUCUUCGCCUCCGUCUUCCAGCUCUACUUUGGCAUAUUCAUCGUCAGCCACUGGUGUAUCAUGACCUUCUGGAUCAUCCAAGGUGAGACUGACUUCUGUAUGUCCAAGUGGGAGGAGAUUAUCUACAACAUGGUGGUGGGCAUUAUCUACAUCUUCUGCUGGUUCAAUGUCAAGGAGGGCCCCAGCCGUUUCCGCAUGACCGUCUACUACUCUGUGACACUGGCUGAGAAUGUGGCACUGACAGCCGCCUGGUACACCUACCGCGGCCAGCUCACCUCUGACUCCUAUGCCCUGGUGGUGGUGUGCUUGGUGGCCUGCAGUUUUGCCCUGGGAACCUUCUUCAUGUUGGUGUACUACUGCUGGCUGCACCCGGAUGGGCCUGUUCUGGGCUCACAGUGGGGAGGAUGUGUGGAUGAGGGUGUGGUGGGUGCAGGAGGCGUGGUGGGAGUGAUUGAUGCUUGCCUCACCCCAUCCCAAGGGUCCCAAACGGACAUGGUCAUUACUAGCCCUCCCAGGACUCUCCCCAGGACUAAAGACACGGGGGAGCCCGUCCCUGGGGAGCGAGACAGGGACAGGGAGAGGGACAGGGACAGCUGCCUGCCUGUCUUCCAGGUACGUCCCUCCCCUUCCUCCUCUCCAGCACUCCUUCACAGGACCUCCUCCUCAUGCCGUGCACAGGAGGGCCCUGUGAUCAGGAUCGACCUCCCCAGAAAGCGAUAUCCAGCCUGGGAUGCCCACUUUAUCGAUCGGCGCCUGCGCAAGACCAUCCUUGUUCUGGAGUCCUCUUCAGUCAUCAGCCCCAGGAUACAGUACAGGAGUAGCAUGAUGGGCAGCAAAGAGGUAUUAGAAUAUGAAACAACUGUCUAAGGCAACAGAGGCUCUUAAACUUUGAAAUGCAGUCUGGGACCAAGGCACAGCCUGAGAUCAGUUCUCAUCCCUGGACUCCUUAUGCCAGGAGAAGCAUGGAAAGGAGACAUGAAGUGUCAGGCAACUCUUUUAAAGGAAAGAGUUUAUCAAAACUUGAUUGUAAAAUGUGAAGCGCAAUCUGGGACCAUGGCUCUCCCCUUAGGACACAGUUCAGGAGUUAGUAGCAUGACUGAGCCGUGGGAAGUUAAUGGAGUAACACUGAACCGGGAUAAUCUUCAUCUUUUCUAAAUGCUUGGAGGUGAGAAAUUUAAUCUCCCAUCCUGGGACCAAGGAGUGUUAGAUUUAGUUUCCUCCUGCAUGGCCAGUACAAGAAGUAAAAGGAUUUCAGAGUAAUGAAAUUGUGGAGAUUGAGAUAAUUGAGAAAGAGUCUGCUGCAUGAACUUGAGCCUCGGACCCUGGAGACCCAACAGACACUUAACAGGGAACGUUUAGAGACUGCUUGCUAAAGUUUGCGCAGGAUAUGUGAUCAUUUUGGUUCUGGAGCAAAAUCAGACACUGACAGAAAAUGGGGACAUACUACCCAAUUAAUAUCACUGUGGUGAUUUGCAGAUCAAAAGCAAAAGACAUUUAGAUGUUUAGGUCAAAACUGGGCCAAAUUAUGUUGAAAGGUGAUGUCUUUUUUUUUUAAAUCUAGUUUUUUUGUGGGGUUUUUUUUUUUUUUAAAUCUAGGUUAUGUAUAGCUGUUGUUUCAGCAGCACUUAAAUUUGUAUAUUUCACUGUGAAGCAAGACAUAACUACAGGAUGAAAUGUAUUCACUAAAACGUGAAUAAAACAAUGCCCAUUUAUGACAUAGACGUGUCACUUUUUAAACCAAAUUUAGCCCAGUUUUAACCAAGAUGAUUAGACUUCUUUUAAUCCUCCAAAUCACCAAUUCACUGCUAACUGGGUAUGCUUCAUAUUGUAAGAAAUGCAAUGAGUUUGAAGAAGACAAAUAUAGUAAGAAGCCUUUUUUUUUCUUGUUUAAGCAAGAAUUGAUAGAAGUAAACAUUUUUCAGGUUUGUCCCAUCAUGCUUCCAAAAGGUUGCAUGUCCCUCACAACCUUCAGUAACCAUCCUCUAAGCAUUCUGUCAGUGGUGUCUGAAGACAAAUAUAGUCUCAUACAUUGGGCUCCAAUCUCAUGAGGACAGAAGGACCCUCCUAAUGUAGGCUCACAACAGAUGGUAUAUGAAAUGUAGGCCUGAGCUACAAGUGAUAACAGUCAUCCAUCCAUAUGUGAUACAAAAGCAGCCAUCGCACAAGUCUCACUGUUUACAUCACAGCUGAAAGGACCUGUUUGGAAAAAUCAGUUAGGACUGGACGUAAGGAUGUAAAGUGGACGACUUUUGCAAUGGCUACCACCAUAUGGCAUGCAGUAACUCACCACAAACAGGCCUGUGAUGUACAGUUGAAUAAAUACAGAUGUCAGAUAUAAGCUAUUAUAAUAAGCUGUAGUUAGGUAAUGAAUGAAUUUUGGGUGAAGAAGAUUCAUUAACUCGUAAGAGUCUAAAUGUCGUCCAGAGUCGUCCACUUUUCUUGGAAUACAUAACAUGUAGGAGUAUGAAGGGUAUCAUGAGCAACCUCAUUACGCUAUGAAAACAAUUUCCAGUGUUUGUUUUUUGGGGAGAACAGUAGCUGAAGAGAAGUGUCUUUUAAUCAACAGGCUGCAAAGAAUUAUAGAAGGGUUUGUUCAAAUGUGAAAACCCUUCAACACAUCGGGUAAGCAGUUAAUGCAAGUAACAAAAGAUAUGCUCAAAGCAAAUUGAUAACAAAAAGAACUGCAAAGUAAUGAUGUUUUUUGUAGGCUAGCUAUUUAGAAAUAGAUGCUGUCUCAUGUUACAAAUAGAAUGUGGACAAGGGUUGAACUUUUUUAAAGGCAGUGUUGUUUACAAAAUGAAACCAUGUACAGGCCUUUGAUUCAAAAUAGAUUUUGGUAGAUUUAGGUUUGGGUUGGUAAAUGACAUCAUCACAGACUGGUGGGAAAAGAUGAAAUUGUAAGACUUGAUGAGAAAUCCUUGUGCUGAAGCAAGGAGCUACAACUAAAACAAAUUCAGUGGAACUGAGCAGUAACCAAUUUCAGAGGUUGAAGUUUAAAACUCACGAGUGUGAGUGACUGUUACUUUUAAUUAGAAGCAGCUGGAUGCUGAGAAAGUCAAGCAUGGUCAGCAACAGUACCUGAAGGAAGAACAGUUAAAAAAAACACUUGCAUCAAAGCUAACUUAUGUCCUCUCUCAUAUUACACAACAGAUUUCUCUUUGACAGGCUCUCUUUGAAGUUCUUUUCAAAGACAUUUUUCUUUAGGGUUAGACUGUGCAUUUAUGGUGAUCUGAUUUGUUACAAAGUCAGAGUUCUUAAAGUCCAUCCCAGAGGGUGGCAGAGGGUGUUAGCAUUUUUAUCAAUGCUACUAGUCAAAUACACUUAAAAGCCUUUAUCUAAAAAUAUUACUUUUACUAUGUGAUCCUAAUGCAUCUCAAAAAACAUGGUCAUCAAAACACUUUGAAGAUGCAUUUAAGAUACUGUAUGGUGACAAAGGCUCCCAGUUCAUGUAGUUUACCUGGUUUGGUAAAAUUAAAGCUGUAACAGAAAGAUUUUAUGUUACAACCCAACAAGUAUUUAGAACACACCAAUGUUCAGAAGGUCACCAAGUCAGGGUUGACUGACACAAGCACAAAAAACUAAAUUAUGGCACAGUAGAGCCCAUAUUGAACUGCUAUGAACUUGUGUCAAAGAUAUUUAGAUUCUAGUUUUUACAAAACAGGACAAGCGGCAGUUCUGAAUGACUAAAGAUGACAUCUCAACUUUAAUUUUCAAACUUGGUGCAGCCUGUUGUAUUAACAUCUACAUUUUACAUUUUACAUUUAUAUGUGUAAAAACUGAGAAUGUCUACUUAACAACAAGUGUUUCAUCCAGAGCUGUUGAACAUGUAUGAAGCAGUUCACCAUCUCCACCCUCAUGGACAAUAAGAAAAUAUUUACUGUAGAUUGGAGCGGUGUACUGUUUAUUUUUGGGGAUAGUAAAGUCUUGUUGCAGUAUCCAGUGCUGCUUUAAUAGUCACCUUUAUGCUGAUGUUGCAUGUGUAUAUGUUGAGGUGUGAAGGGACUCCCAGGGGUACUAUUCCCAAGCUUGUGUACUUAAGACCAAUGGUUAGAGCAAGUCACUAAGACUGGCUUAUAUACUUGCUUUUGAACAAUGGGUUUACAUAGAUAAGUGGCUGUAAUGCAAGCAGCAUUGUCGCCUCCGUACUUUGUGUCUACCAAGAGGAUUAAAAAGUAUAUCCAUAAAGGGGCAGAUCAGGGUCAAAUUAAACCAGUUUGACAACAGAAUAAAAACAUUCAACAUUCAAGGGUGUUGCCCAAUGUUGAGAUCAAGAUAGAAAAAGUGGCAGAAAUGUCAUAUAAAUGUGAAUAAUUGCGGACAAGUUCUCUUAGUUUUAUUGUUCGAAACUUUCCACCAUUGUUGUCGUUUCUGUUCUCUGCUGCUGACCUUACUUCACUGCCCGUACUGUUCAUGUGUCUAAUUGCAUCUUGUGGAUGGGUUACGUUCAUUUUUUUGACAACGUGAACAAUCAAAGCUCUGAAGGAUCACAGGAUCGGACUCAUAUGUGUUGUUAAAAGCAAGCACAUAAGCGCUCUGAACCUAACAAAUUGUGGUUGUAUUCCUUAAUGAUGACACCCAAGGGAAAAUUUUCCACAUAAACUCACUUUGGACGUAUGUGUGUCUCCUCUACAGAGAAGCUGUCAUUUUAGCUCUGGUGGGUCGUGAUGGGAAAAUCUAAAAUCAGGAAUGCCAAUUGAACAUCAAUAUUGGUAAUAAUUUGGUAAUAAUACAGUUUUAUUAUCCCAACAGUGUUGUGUCUUACCUGAAUUUGUGGAUGUUGGUACAGUCACGGCAAUGUUUAUGGUGCUGAAAACAACAACUCUAUAUCAACCAUGAUCAUGUCAUGUUAAACAUGAUAGGCUAAUGUACAGAUGAUGCAUACUUCAACCACCCAAUCAUGGGCUGAGGGCGAGGCUUCGCUUUCUCUGAUUGGGUAAUGAACCAAUCCUUUGUUGUCGAGGUAAAAUAACAGUUGUGGUGCGCUGAUUAUAUAUCAACUUGAACAAAAACAUGUUAAAAAGUGAACAGUGAGUUAAAAAAAAAACAAAAAAACUCAAAUCAUCUUUUAUUAAUUGAUGCAAGUAUUUAUGUUUAUUUAUUUUUGUAUUUGUUUUAUAUCUAUUUAUCUAUUGUUUACUCACUCGGUGGCCAUGUCUUUGGUAUGACUCUUAUAUUAAGAUGUAAAAACUGAAAAUAGAUUUUUUUUUUACUCAUUCUAUAUAUCUGUAUAUACCAGAGUGGCGCUAUACUAGGAAGUGUGUGUAUGAGUGUGUGUGCUUUGGUUUGUAUGUAUUGUAUGUAUAGUAUGUAUGUAUGUAAGGAUGUGCUGUAAGUUUUUUUGAUAAUGCUGCUUAAACAUCCUCUGAGUGAACGAGCAGAAAAAUAAACCAGUGGUGAAAAUAUCUAUGAUGAUGUUAAAAAAGAACUCAACAAGCUGUGCUGAUAGCUGUAGA
Molecule: messenger RNA, 5915 nt
Organism: Thunnus maccoyii (southern bluefin tuna)
Lineage: Eukaryota; Metazoa; Chordata; Actinopteri; Scombriformes; Scombridae
Gene: xkr7b
Product: XK, Kell blood group complex subunit-related family, member 7
Exons: 5
Coding region: 1-1329 (442 amino acids)
Biological process (GO): phosphatidylserine exposure on apoptotic cell surface; apoptotic process involved in development; engulfment of apoptotic cell
Cellular component (GO): plasma membrane
Source: RefSeq, a predicted model, not a curated record